Caenorhabditis sp. 36 PRJEB53466 is the source of this 1716-nucleotide messenger RNA. Lineage: Eukaryota; Metazoa; Nematoda; Chromadorea; Rhabditida; Rhabditidae. The record is from the annotation of a GenBank genome assembly.
AUGCGCGAAUGUUUGCAGUUGCUGGCCCAACGUCGUUUCUUCGCGCCGCUCUUCAAAUCGCUCAUCGAACUGAUGAUUCAGCCGGGCGAGAAGCCGGUCAACGCGAAGGUUCUACUCUACAAGACGGUCCGGUUUUUGCUGAGGACUCUGUUCGAGAAGAACUCUAUCGGGGUACGUUUCCUACUUUUUUUCCAAAUUUCCGAAAUUUGAUUUCAUUUCGUCCGAAAAAUGAUAUAAUUAGAAGAUAUUGCCGAAUUGUUGCAGGUGGUGAACGAGGUGGAGGAAUGGAUCCUGGACGGUCUGAUCCAGGCGCCGAAUCUUCCGUCAUCCGACGAAAUUGUGAAUAUUGUGGAUAGAAUGGGCGAAGACGUGGCACGUCAUCUGGAGGCGGCUAUUGCCGAUCUGCCAAAACACCGAAAAGCCGCAGCGAUCAUGGUGACCAGCGAUCUGAUGCACGAGGAUCUCAAGUCCAACAAAAAGGUAAAUGCAGUUUUUCCGCAACUUUCCGAUAAUGUCGAAUUUUUUGCAGCUGUGCAACCACGUAUCUCGAAGCGGAGUGCCGCGAAUUCUGUGCGAAGAGCUUCUCUCGAUCGAUUUCGACUGGGAAACGGUGACGGCGGCGAAAAAGAAGGAGACGGCGGAGACGGGCGCCGGAGCCACGCAGGCCGAGCACCUUUCCAACUACAACCUCUUCGUCUCCAUUUUGGUAAGGUUGUUUGCUGAAAUUCUGGAAAUGUUGACGCUACAACGGAAUAGAACUCCUAGAUGUUUUUCGCGUUGGGAGUUCUAUUCCGUUCAAGUUCUAAUUCGUUGCAGCGCUAAAAUUCAUGGCUAAAAUGAGCAAAAUGCGGUUCUGGAAUGAUUUUCUAGUUGUUCUUAACUAUUUCCACCAAACGUAUCGAUUUUCUCAUGGGGUUAUCCGGUGAUGCCAAUAAAUGGGAAAACCCUGUGCACACACGUUGCUUUUUUCCGUUUCUCGACUCUGCUGAACGUCACAGAGAUACAGAAAAGGUUAAUUUUCAAUUUCAGACAUGUUUCACGCGGUACGCGGUCUCGGAAUCCGGAUGGAAUGUGCUCGCCGAGCUCGCCGUCACCGAGAUUCUCGCGGAAAUGACUGCGUUCACCGAGCCGCCCAAAGAGCUCUUCCUGAAGCCGGAAACUGUCAAAACGUGAGUUUUUGGUGUAAAAGUGAUGAAGUCAUGAAGAAUGCCUAGAAAUGGACAUUUCGCAGAUUUUCACCCGAAUCUUUUGCAGAAAAGGCACUUCGGCGAAUCUGUACAUCAACGCGCUCGAUCUGGGACUGCACGUGUGCAAACAGAUGUGCACAAAGACGAAAUGGAAGAAGUUGUCGCUGAAAGUGCUCGCGUUCGUCCAGAGACUCGGAGAAGUGUUCCAGCAACUGAUGCGGGCCGAGAUCGAGUGCGACUGCCUCGAAACGGCCAAGGCCAUCGUCUACGAGAUCGCCAUCAAUGGUCGGUGUUUGUGCCAUUAAUUUUGUUUUGAAUAAUACAAUUUGCAGACGAAUCGAUAAUCGGCGCGAUCGACGGAGAUCCGGUGCUGCGAUCGUUGCGGCAGGCGGAAGAGAAGAAGGAAGUGAAGUCGAACGCGCGUCGGAAGUUUGUGAAUGUGAAUUCGUCGUUCGCGGCGCCCCGACAACUCUUUCCACUCUCACACCAUGCUAAUUAUUUGAUUAUGCUCAUUUCAUUUUUUGUAUAA